Messenger RNA from Abrus precatorius (Indian licorice), 735 nucleotides. RefSeq names its product transcriptional regulator SUPERMAN. The transcript has a single exon. Bases 1 to 735 code for a protein of 244 amino acids. The record is from RefSeq and is a predicted model, not a curated record. NCBI's taxonomy places the organism in Eukaryota, Viridiplantae, Streptophyta, Magnoliopsida, Fabales, Fabaceae.
AUGGCUGCAGAGAUUGGCCUUGUGUCUAUGACCCAGAUCCAAAAAUUAUCACAACCACACCACCACAAAAAUCAACCUCAACCAAACCCUAACUCCACCACCGCCUCAUCUACUUGGAUGUGGAACCCUAGGGAGCAGCAAGAAGUGGAAGAUGAGGACGCGUGGGUGGUCAGAGCUUUUGCAGAAGACACAAGGAACAUCAUGGGCACCACAUGGCCUCCAAGGUCUUACACCUGCACCUUCUGCAGAAGAGAGUUCCGGUCAGCCCAAGCUCUUGGUGGCCACAUGAACGUGCACCGCCGUGACCGUGCUCGCCUCCACCAAGCCCCUCCACCCAACCCCAUCUCUUCCCUUCCCACACCACCUUUCAUCAACAUCCCUCAUCAAGACCUUGUUGCAAAUGCUGGAUUGUGCCUCCUCUACCAUUUGCCAUCAAGCCCUAGUGCACCCUUCCCUCCACCUACUACUACCACUCUCAAUGCUAAUGGGGACUCUCCCUCUACUCUUCUCUCUAUCUCUUCCUUUUCUCCAAACAACUUUAUGAUGCAAACUUGCUCGCCAUCCCUUAAUUUUCCAGGUGCAGUAGUCUCUACUGGGAUCAAUAGUACUGUUUCUUCUAUCUGCUGUAACUCUACCAAACUGGACCAACCUUCAACUUCAUCUAUUGAUAAUGGCCACCUCGAAGAGCUUGAUCUAGAGCUACGGCUCGGGCACAAGCCAAAACCAACUUCAUAA